UUCCCCACGGGCGGCGCGGCGGUGGUGUUGUGGCGGGGGCGGGCGGCCGGCUGCUGCGGAGCCCGCGGAGCCCUAGCGCCUGGACCCGCGCGCAGCUCGGCGGGCCCAACCGACCUGCCGACCGCCGCAGGAUUAAUUUAUUUUUGGAAAUCAAGUGCAAUAUUAAAAGGAAAACAAAACCAAUGUUGGAAGCCAUUUCUGCUAACUUUAUUUAUUUUUUUAAAUUUAUGAUUUGAUUUGAAUGCUAUCAUGGGAGGAGCUGUGAGUGCUGGGGAAGAUAAUGAUGACUUAAUUGAUAACUUAAAAGAAGCUCAGUAUAUCCGCACUGAAAGAGUGGAACAAGCCUUCAGAGCUAUUGAUCGUGGAGAUUACUAUUUGGAAGGAUACAGAGACAAUGCUUACAAAGACUUAGCCUGGAAGCAUGGAAACAUACAUUUGUCAGCACCUUGCAUUUAUUCUGAAGUUAUGGAAGCAUUGAAACUUCAACCAGGAUUGUCUUUUCUUAACCUGGGAAGUGGAACCGGAUAUUUAAGUACAAUGGUGGGCUUAAUUUUAGGUCCUUUUGGAAUAAAUCAUGGGAUUGAGCUUCAUUCAGAUGUGGUGGAAUAUGCCAAGGAAAAACUGGAGAGCUUCAUCAAAAAUAGUGAUAGCUUUGAUAAAUUUGAGUUCUGUGAACCUGCAUUUGUGGUUGGUAAUUGCCUCCAAAUAGCAUCUGACAGCCAUCAGUAUGAUCGAAUUUAUUGUGGAGCCGGAGUCCAGAAAGACCAUGAAAACUACAUGAAAAUAUUAUUAAAAGUUGGAGGCAUUCUAGUCAUGCCUAUAGAGGAUCAGUUAACACAAAUUAUGUGA
This is a messenger RNA of Choloepus didactylus (southern two-toed sloth), 849 nucleotides long. Its product is annotated as protein-L-isoaspartate O-methyltransferase domain-containing protein 1-like. Gene Ontology annotation, biological process: protein modification process. The record is from RefSeq and is a predicted model, not a curated record. Lineage: Eukaryota; Metazoa; Chordata; Mammalia; Pilosa; Megalonychidae. Gene Ontology annotation, molecular function: protein-L-isoaspartate (D-aspartate) O-methyltransferase activity. Gene Ontology annotation, cellular component: cytoplasm. The coding region runs from base 250 to 849 and encodes 199 amino acids. The transcript has a single exon.